AUGAAGGAUCAUGCUCGCGCUGAGGCGCUCAUUCCUCCGAUCGACGGGAGGAUCCAGGGAUUUUGGGAUCCCAUCCCGGUUUCUCCUGAUACUGUAGAGACCACGACCGAGUUUGCCGGUGGCGAUGAGGAAACCCGUCGGGUUCGCUCGGAGACUAACUCACUCGUCUCGUUCAUGUAUUUACUCGCAGCAUUCGCAUCAAACUUGCAGGCAAGAGAGACCUAGAGUCGCUCAGGAAUCGACUGGUUCCGAGCGGACUCGGGCAGCUGCUGCUUGGAUUAUCGUAGAAUAAGAGGAGCCGUCUCAGGAAAGGAAAUGACUCAACAAAAAAAAGACAGAUGCCGCCUACCUACUCAUGCUCGUAGCUCGAUCGGAGGUCAAGAGCUGUGGUCCGGCAGAAAAACGGAAGUCCGCCUUCUCUUCUUUAGAGAAGCCAAACUCGAACGGAUAGAGCAGAUGGUCCAACUACAAAACUUUUUCUUUUUUAUUAUUUUUAUGGUCGUACCUUGUGGCACGCCAGCACUCGUACUAUUGAAAUGGUUCGUCAGUAGAGAUGUUCCCACGGGUGUCCCUUGUUCCAAUUGUACUAUAAUUCCUAUUCCUAUCUCUUCAUUCCCUCUUUUGGUCUAUGUACAUUCCAGGAAAAUCAUACGCUCCAUGGACGGAGCAAAAAAUGGAGUCUUGCACGCGAUAGGUCAGCGAAGCGUGCGUGGGCGCGGAGAAGGAAAGGCCAAACACUUCGGCCGAACAGGAAUGAGCAACGAGGAAAUGACAAGAUGAGGUACUCUGGGCACCCCCAUUAAGAUUUAGAAAGAAGGGUCGAAGGUUUUGGGCCUCUAGCUUUCCCCGUCCCCCCUGAGUUGGGUGGUGCUUGUGUGGGGGGCGUGCCACCAGAAAUCGGGCUUGAAGCUCUCGCCUUACCAAGGAGCCUACAGCUGAUGGCUAUGGCUGUUGGUCACGACUACUACCAAAAGGUUCCAAUGAAAAUGAAUAUUUCCCAUGGAGGGGUGUGCAUCUGUAUGUUGGGUGUUCUUCUGUCGUGCGACCCAGCGGCUUAUGUGCGACCUGUGGCCCACGCCUCCAAUUUGUUCAGGGCGGGCGGCGUGAACUCUGAUUCGAUCCGGGUAUUCAAUCUCGCCGCUGAGAUGCUCAGUUGACUCCUUAACCUUGAUAGGAAGAUGGCUUAUUCAAAAAUUCGUGCAUAAGGGUAAGGAACUUUGGAUGAACUAAUGUGAAUGGGUGUAAGCUUCGCUGCUCGGAAACACCCAGUGCUGACCACACUGAGAGACACGAAAGCGCGGGUAACUCUAGUUGGCGAAGUGGCGUUAAGCAUCCCUAACGGUACAAAAAGAGAGGUCGUGAUGAUAUCAUCUACGUCUUUACCGCUCCUCGUGGAGUAGAUCGCACAUCCAACCAAGUCUUUAACCAGGGAACGGGAUAAUUCCCACUACCGCUGGCAGGCCAGCCGGGCCAUGAGCGCGGUGGGAACGGGCUUCCCAAAAAGCCAGCCCCGGGCCGGGGUCAGCAUAUAAUGAAGGGGACGGCCCUAAUGUUGUGUUGGCAAAGCCAACUUCUUAGGUUGCGGGCGGAGAAGAGCGGACGUUGGGACUCGGGUCGCGGGGUGCAGUGAAACUAAGAGAGCCAUUUCAUUUAGGGCGAGACAGAAUGGGCGGGCACGAGCGGUCUGGUGUCCGAGUCAAUUGGUCAGACGAUGACUACUUCACUUAUUAGUAUUAGCCGCCUAUCCCGGAAUGAAAUGAGAU
Molecule: messenger RNA, 1763 nt
Organism: Brassica napus (rape)
Lineage: Eukaryota; Viridiplantae; Streptophyta; Magnoliopsida; Brassicales; Brassicaceae
Biological process (GO): cytochrome complex assembly
Source: RefSeq, a predicted model, not a curated record